AUGCGUGAAGCAGGAUACCCCUCAGCACGUCUAGACUUGCUUUAUUCUACACCAGAGUCUGGUUCAUCCAUGGACAUCAACACAAGCAGUGGCGUGGCGCUUGCAAUUGCCGUCCUUUUACGGUGCAAAGGAGAUGGCUUCUUAGCUCACUUUGGUACAAAAUGCAGCUCUUGGACUAGAGUCAAUGUGGGCACAUCCGGGCGCUCAGCUUGUUCUAGCAUUGGUGUCACAAUGCACAACUCCGUGUCAGAAGCGAACAAAAUGUGCUCCCGAACCAUUUUGCUCAUACUUUUGGCGGUGUCGUUGAAUGGGACCUUCCUGUUAGAGCAGCCGGCUGGAUCCCUAAUGGAAUUCUAUCCACGAUUCCGUUGGAUGCUGCAGCAGCUGGUCAACAUGGGGGGUGAUGAAGCUGUGACCAAAGUAUCCUGGUGGAUGAGGAAUUAUGGGGGACCCACUGCGAAGCCUCAUUACCUCUACAGCAACUCCAAGCAUGCGGCAAAGCUGCAGAACGGGAAGCUUCAACGGCCCGUGGAUCCAACCCCCAGCAACACCUGUGAGCACUAUAUCAACAAGAAUGGCAAGCGAUGCUGGGUCGGAACCAAAAAGCUCAAACAAACGGAGCGCAAGCCCCAGCUUGUCAAUCUUUGUGUUGCAUGCUUACUCAGAAGGGCACCUUUCAUAUGUAGCUUGACGGAACCUAGGGAGUACCCUCCAAAGUUCGCCCUGAAGCUCGUGUCUUUGUUCAACGAACUGGUGGAUGAAAAAGCCGGUGUCCCCAGCCUUCCUGAUCCACUUCCCAGCAUCAGCGAGAUGUGCGACUCCGCGACCUUUGCGGACAUGUGGGAAGAAGCGGGCAUGGGAGAGGUUGUGGCCUAUCUGAGAGGGGGCAAGGGUCUGGGAUUGAUUGCAGAGCACCGUAGCCUUUUUCCAGAG
Symbiodinium pilosum is the source of this 933-nucleotide messenger RNA. The record is from the annotation of a GenBank genome assembly. Lineage: Eukaryota; Dinophyceae; Suessiales; Symbiodiniaceae.